AUGGCUGAUGCAAAUUUAUUACUUGUCACAGCUCCUGGGACCCCUGAAUUCGCCAACCUUAUCAUCAAUCUGCAAAAGGAUUCCAGUUUCCUCAUUGGUUCAGAAUGGAUUUGGCUUUUUGUCCAUUUCGUUCUCUCUGUGUUCUUAGCAAUUGCCACAAUCCUUGCAUCAGCCAUAACACACGGCGGAAAGAAAAUAGCCUUCAGGAAUUUGCUAUCACGGGCAGUGAGGUCAUGGAAAAGGCCAUUCGUUACUUCUCUUUAUACAUCUAUUUUUGGUAUUGGUUACUUUGUUCUUCUGUUGGCAAUUCUGCUUCCUCUAGUGCUAAUCAUCCAACCUCCAGCUCCUUCAUCUUUCACCGCCAUUGCGCUCGCGGUUCUGGCAUCAGUUUUAUAUAUUUACAUAGCAGUGUUCUGCAUCUUAGCACUCGUUAUUUCUGUUCUCGAAGAAAUGAGUGGAUUUGAGGCAGUUGGGAAGGCAGCACAGAUUUUAAAGGGCAUGAAGAUACAAGGGCUUCUUCUAUACCUUCUUCCAUUGUUGGUUUCUGCUUUGGUACAAGGAAUAAAUUACAUUCCUCUUCAAAAGUCGGUAGCAACUCGAAUAAUAAUUGGGUUGCUCGUCAUAAUUCCUAACCGCCUAGCGGGGAUGUAUUUCUUGAUGACAUAUACCAUCUUCUACUACAGAUGCAAGAAGUCCCAUGGAGAAGAGGUUGAAUUUCCAGGGAUUGAAGAUCAGUAUGCCAUUAUACCCACUGCAUCAGUUAUCAGUGACAAUAUUGUGUAA
Molecule: messenger RNA, 783 nt
Organism: Dovyalis caffra
Lineage: Eukaryota; Viridiplantae; Streptophyta; Magnoliopsida; Malpighiales; Salicaceae
Source: the annotation of a GenBank genome assembly